AUGAAGAAUAUUUCAAUGUUUAAUCAACCCAUAACAUGGGUGCUGUUGGAUAAUUAUACAGUGGGACUUAAAACACUGGAAGGUAUGGAGCACGAAAUAGAAACUGUUUUAUUUGGUAUUUAUUUUCAAUAAUUUGAGGUAGCUCGUGAAUCGCAUAGAAAUAACAUGCCUGCUUGUUCUCUUCCUCUCAAGCACACGGGAUGGCCUUUGUCAGAUCAGAUUAGUAUGCUGCUAGAAUAUCUUAUCAGAGCCUGGGUGGAUCGUUCUCCAAGACUAGUUUUUGUGUCUGUACUAGGAAAUGGCCAUGGAUGAUGCUUCAAACUUUUAUCGGCGAUCAAAUAAUUUGAAUUCAUUUUUUCACCUAAUAUAUAGCUUUUCAACAGCGAUUUAUAUGUUGGCCCGUGUCCCAGGCAUGUAGAUUAAAUACUGAUCUUAGAUCAGCUUACGCUCCAAAAGCAACAGGUCAACGCCGGUAGUGUUCUUGGAUACUUUAAAAAAAAGGGUUUUUUUUUUUUACAUUACUGGAAAAUCUUGAUCUUCAUUCCACAAGGUAUCUCUCUGCCCAGCAUAUUUCGCUGCCAAUUCCUCACCCGUUUGACCUUGUCCUCCUUCGAUCCCUUCGUUCCCAGGUUUGCUGCCCCCCAUUGUGGGGAAGAAGCUUGGCGACUGCUCCCCGCUGAAUCCCUUCUUCUCGGCAAAGAAGCAGAGCCUUAGCGCCGCCCUGUUCCAGAUCCAGAGGAUGCGGUCCUCCAAGACGGGUGGACCCGGCGGCGGGAAGAUCAGCAUCGGGCCGGAGUCCAGAGCCGCCGGAGAGAGAGAGGGAGCGGCGGAGGAGGAAUCAGGGCUCGUCUACCGGGGGCCGAUCUCGUCGACGAUCAAGAAGGUGAAGCUGCUGUCCCUCUCCACCUGCUGCCUCUCGGUGUCACUGGGCCCGGUGAUCACGUUCAUGACCUCGCCGGAGAUGAACGUGAUCCUCAAGGGCGCCGUCGCCUCCACCGUCAUCUUCCUCAGCGCGUCGACGACGGCGGCGCUGCACUGGUUCGUGAGCCCGUACGUCCACAAGCUCCGCUGGCGUCCCGGCGCCGAUAGCUUCGACGUCGAGAUGCUGUCGUGGCUGGCCACGCCGCUGCCGAGGACGGUCCGGUUCGCCGACGUGCGGCCGCCGCAGACGCAGCGGCCGUUCGUGACGUUCAAGGCCGGCGGCGACUUCUACUUCGUCGACGGUGAGCACUUCCGCGACAAGGCCCUGCUGGCCAGGCUGACCCCGGAGAAGACUCCAUUUCAAUCCGCCCUGAAGAACCUGUGA
Spirodela intermedia is the source of this 1306-nucleotide messenger RNA. Lineage: Eukaryota; Viridiplantae; Streptophyta; Magnoliopsida; Alismatales; Araceae. The record is from the annotation of a GenBank genome assembly.